Podarcis muralis (Common wall lizard) is the source of this 1701-nucleotide messenger RNA. It is a transcript of the gene KCNK15, whose product is annotated as potassium two pore domain channel subfamily K member 15. Gene Ontology annotation, molecular function: potassium ion leak channel activity; outward rectifier potassium channel activity. The record is from RefSeq and is a predicted model, not a curated record. Lineage: Eukaryota; Metazoa; Chordata; Lepidosauria; Squamata; Lacertidae. Gene Ontology annotation, biological process: stabilization of membrane potential; potassium ion transmembrane transport. Gene Ontology annotation, cellular component: plasma membrane.
GCGCUGGCAAGCGGAGGCGUGGCCGGGUCCGGCGAGUCCCUGCGGCGGGAGCACGCGGGGAGCAGCGGCGGGAGCAGCGCCGGCUCCUCUUCCUCGCCUCCGGAGCUGCGUGGCUGCGAUCGGCGCAAGGAGGGAGCUGCACCGAGGCGCUGAGGACGAGCGGAGAACCGGGGCUCCGGCGGGGGGGGGGCGCUCCCGGUAGCCUUCUCUUGCGCGACGAGAAGCGACCCUCGAUGUGAGCGGGAGCCGGGGUGGUCGGGCUCCGGGGAGAGGCUGUGCCGCGAAUGCCCCGGGCUCCGAGGAGGCCGUCGGCCGCCGAGGCCGGCAGCUCCCCGCGCGGCGGUGCCAUGCGGCGGCGGCGCCCCCGCGGCUGAUGCGCUGUGCCCGGGGCAGCGGCGCCCGGCUGGCCGGCCUCGCCAUGAAGCGGCAGAACCUGCGCACGCUGUCGCUGAUCGUGUGCGUCUUCUCCUACCUGCUGGUGGGCGCCGCGGUCUUCGAUGCGCUCGAGUCGGAGGCCGAGAUCGGCCACAAGCGCCUCCUGGAGCAGAAGCGCAGCGGCCUGCGGAGGAAGUACCGCUUCACCGCCGAGGACUACCGCGAGUUCGAGCGCCUGGCGCUGCGGGCCGAGCCGCACCGAGCAGGCACGCAGUGGAGGUUCGCCGGCUCCUUCUAUUUCGCCAUCACGGUCAUCACCACCAUCGGUUACGGACAUGCUGCGCCUGGAACGGAUGCUGGCAAAGUUUUCUGUAUGUUCUAUGCGAUCCUCGGCAUUCCCCUCACCCUGGUGAUGUUCCAAAGCCUUGGCGAGCGCAUGAACAUCCUGGUCCGAAUGGUGCUGAAGAAAAUAAAGAGGUGCCUGGGAAUGAGGCAGCCAACCGUCUCCAUGAAGAACAUGGUCGUGGUGGGCUUCCUCUCCUGCAUGGGGACGCUGGGCAUCGGAGCAGCCGCCUUCUCCUAUUUUGAAGGCUGGACUUUCUUCCACGCCUUUUAUUACUGCUUCAUAACCUUGACCACCAUUGGGUUCGGAGACUUUGUGGCCCUGCAGAAGCACGAAGCUUUGCAGAAGAAGCCCCCUUACGUCGCCUUCAGCUUCAUGUACAUCCUGGUGGGCUUGACGGUGAUCGGGGCUUUCCUCAACUUGGUCGUCUUCCGGUUUUUAAUUAUGAAUUCGGAAGACGAGCGGCGGGACGAAGAGGAAAGGGCGUCUCUGAGGAGGGCCAGGAAUUACAUCAGCCGGGAGGAGAACCGGGGCAGGAACGACCUCCUGCUCCCCAUCGAAGACGGGACGAGUCAGAUGAACCUCCUGCCGUUGAUGCAAGAAGAGGCCGGGAGACAGAGGGGCAAGUCCUCAGGCUCCACCACGAGAGUCCCUUCCUUCUGCAACUGCCUGUGCUACCGGCCGCGGCUAAGCAGGAGCCCAGUUCCUUCCCAACCAGAUGCCUUCAACUGCCACACCAACCUUGUAUAUUACAAUUCCAUUUCUUACAAAAUCAUGGAAGUCUCCCUGGGCGGUAAGGACCACACUGGCUUGUCUUCCCCCCGGAGCACUCUGUCGUCCAAUAGCCCCAGCUGCCGGGAGCACUCCCAGCUACGGAGGAAGUCUAUCUGAUAAACGUGCAUGCUCUUUUUCGACUUUUUUUUUAUUACUCUGAGCUGUGUUCUGCUCCUGAACUUCUUUUGAUGAUAAAUUAUUAACUGAGA